AUGGGUGUACAGGGUCUUCUGCCCGCGCUCAAGAGCGUCAUCGAUCAGGUGCACAUGUCCAAGUACGCUGGAAAGACAGUGGGUGUAGAUGGGAGCGGAUGGCUCUAUAAGGGCGCGUACAGCUGCCCCGUGGACCUGGUUUUUGGCCGACCGACCGAUGCGUACUUGAACUAUAGUAUGCAGCAGCUAAAACAGCUACAAGCACACGACAUCACGCCUAUUUUAGUGUUCGAUGGAGCUCCUCUACCAGCCAAGGCACCGACAAACGCUGCUCGAAGCAGAUCACGUGCGGACUGGAGACGGAAGGCUGAAAAGCUGCUUGAGGAACAAGACGAGCAUUCAGAAAGCAGUCGUGCCCUUUUUUUGGCCUGUACAAGGGCGGUUGCGGUAACGAACGAGAUGGUCAGGACACUAAUCACAGUCCUGCAGAACAUGGGCAUUUUGUUUUACGUCGCACCAUACGAGGCAGACGCUCAGCUGGCAUUUUUAUCGAGGCACAAGAUUGUGGACGUGGUGAUCUCGGACGACUCGGACUGUGUGCCUUAUGGUGUCAAGACAGUGCUGUUCAAGCUAGGUGCUACCGGAUGGGGCAGUGAGCUCAAGCGGCGAAGUUUAGGGGCCAAUGAAGACCUGUCAUUCAAUGGAUGGACGGAAGAGAUGCUUCUUCAGCUGUGUGUGCUUGCUGGCUGUGACUAUUGCCCGUCCAUUUACGGCAUUGGCAUUGUUACGGCGUACAAACUUGUGAGUCAGUACAAGACACCAGCGGAGGUGCUGAAAGCAUUGCAACAGAAGCCAGAGACACUUAUGCGUAAGGAUUUUGCCGAACAAUUCUACUCGGCAAUUCUCACCUAUCGCCAUCAACUGGUCUUCGACCCGCGUGAUGAUAAACUAAAGAUGCUAAACCCUCUUGACAUUUCGAUGGACAUUCUGCCGCGAGUAGACAAGGGUCUUCAUUUUCUUGGCAAUGUUGAACUUCGAGACGAUGUCGUUGCAUGCAUCGCAUCAGCCCAGAUUCAUCCAGUCACGCACGAAAGUUAUGCGUGGAAGAAUACCGCCGCCGCUGCUACCUUGUGUGAAGAACAGACAGCUGCGAGCCUAACGCAGAGAAGGACACGGUCAUCAACUUCUUCCGAAAGCAGUGGCGUGGCCCUACCCCACCGACUUCAACGGAACACCGAAGUCGUCACUGCUGGCAGCACUUACGCGCCAGGUGGCUCAUCACAGGAAGAAUUCAUCACCUCCACGAACAAGUCGCGAGAAGCAUCACGUGUCCGAUAUGAAAAGCCACGUCCUUCAUCCCGGUCGUCGUGGACGCACCUCGACAGCGUCUUAGGCUCGUCCGACCACAUUGUGAACUUCCGCAGCCCAAAAGUUAGCGAGAAUUUCACGCCGCUCACUGCAUUACACAAACCGCUCGUAUCGACACAUACUUCCAGCAUGGACAUGCUGCAUCUCAAGAAGUUCGAUAGACGCCCCGUGCGCAGUCACGCGAAGCGCGUUAGAAACCCAACAAACCGAAGACGAGAUGGGAAAGGAAGCGGCUUUGAAGGCGAAGUGCUGUGUCGAGUCGACCAGGGACAGGCUUCCCAUUUCGAAUCCAGGUCCGAUAGCCGACUAAGCUUAGCAGAAGCUUUAAGCCACUCAGAUCGUUUGACCGAUGAUGCAGAGGGAGAUCUGCCACAGAAACCCAAGCGACCCAGAGUAUUCGAACAUCCACCGUCUGUGCCUUCAACGCGAUCAUCGCCGGCAUCAGAAGAUAGCAGCCGGAAACAGCUUGUCCGCCCUACACCUUUUGGAUGUGACAAUGGACGGUCAUCUACCUCCAGCAACGACAACGGCUUCCACUGGACGUUGCCACCCCGCCACUCGCAGCAGCCUCAAAGCCUCUUGUCAAGAACCGCAACGUCAGCAUCCAACUACGCAUCUACCGCAUCAGCCGAAGAGAAAUGGGACCGCAUCCUAGGCGACGAAAUCGACGACGACGACGGUACCAACAGCAGCGGUAGCCAAAUAGAAGACUAA
This is a messenger RNA of Peronospora matthiolae, 2022 nucleotides long. Lineage: Eukaryota; Oomycota; Peronosporomycetes; Peronosporales; Peronosporaceae. The record is from the annotation of a GenBank genome assembly.